Rana temporaria (common frog) is the source of this 747-nucleotide messenger RNA. RefSeq names its product phospholipase A2 inhibitor and Ly6/PLAUR domain-containing protein-like. The transcript has 5 exons. The record is from RefSeq and is a predicted model, not a curated record. Bases 46 to 702 code for a protein of 218 amino acids. Lineage: Eukaryota; Metazoa; Chordata; Amphibia; Anura; Ranidae.
CACUUGUCCCUGGCACCAACCUAGAGAUACUUCGGACUCCACAUAAUGGCAUCAAUUUUCCAAAUCCUCGUGGUGCUCUCAUCUUUGGCAGCAUCUGGUUACUCGCUCUCUUGUACGGAGUGUUCUUCUAGAUCAAACUCAUGUACCGGCCCCAAUGUGACUUGUCAUUCUGGCUCUGUGUGUGGAGCUGUAUCCAAAAAAAUUUGGGCUCCAGGUUCCAGUGGUUCACAAACAUUGUACGAGAUGUUAUGUAUAUCACAGGACAAGUGCAACAUGAGCGGAAGUGCAAGCCUCCCCCGUAAUGGAAAAAUGAAGAUAGGUACAUCGUGUUGUGGAACUGAUGAAUGCACCCCGACUCUUCCUUCCUUGCCAGCGGACAGCUCAGCAUCCAAUGGAGUGAUAUGCCGAACCUGCGUGACUGCUGACCCUAACGGGUGUUCCAGCUCAGAUAGGAAGUCGUGUACAGGGGAUGAAAACAUGUGUUUUUUCCUGCCCACUAAAUCAUCAGGAGGCGGGAUAUCUGCGGGUGGUUGUGCCACAAAAAGUUUCUGUGAUUUCUCCAGGAAAGAUGGUGCCCAAGAAGGUGUAUUUAUCUGUACUAGUGGAAGUAAUAGUGGAAGUACUAGUGGAAGUACGGGUCUCCACAAAGGUUUCUACCUCCCGGCUAUGAUUGGAAUUUUCUUUUUAAAGUUAUUGAUCUGAAAUGUCUAAAAAAAAUUCUAAAAAAAUAUAUAUAUCCUAUAUAUA